This is a messenger RNA of Nerophis lumbriciformis (worm pipefish), 1921 nucleotides long. RefSeq lists its product as uncharacterized. NCBI's taxonomy places the organism in Eukaryota, Metazoa, Chordata, Actinopteri, Syngnathiformes, Syngnathidae. Gene Ontology annotation, biological process: regulation of transcription by RNA polymerase II. Gene Ontology annotation, molecular function: RNA polymerase II cis-regulatory region sequence-specific DNA binding; DNA-binding transcription factor activity, RNA polymerase II-specific. The record is from RefSeq and is a predicted model, not a curated record.
CGUCCAGCAGCUGAUCAGUAAUCCAGAAGAAGUUUCCCCUCAGUUAGGGGGGAGCUCCACUUUGAAGCAGGAGACUCCACAACCACCCUGCAUUAAAAAGGAAGAGGAGGAACUCUGCAUCACUCAGGAGGGAGAGUGUCUUCUAGGACGAGAGGAAGCUGAUUACACCAAGUUUCCACUGAGUAUUCUCUCUGUGAAGACUGAAGAAGAUGAAGAGAAACCACAAGUAGACGACCUCUUAGCUCCACUAUCAGAUAGUGAGGCUGAAGAUGAGGUUGAAGUAACUUUGAGCAGCGAUACAGACUGUGAAGGUGAUAUGAGGACUCACACUGACAACAAACACUCUGAAUGCUCUACAAAGAAGAGAGGUGAAACAUGUUUGAGCUGCUCAGUGUGUGCUAAAAGUUUUACUAAAAAGAGCCAUUUGACUCGACACAUGAGAACACACAAAGGUGAAAAAACAUGUAUUUGUUCAGUUUGUGGCAAAAGCGUUUCUCAUAAUAGCCAUUUGACUGAACACAUGAGAACACACACAGGUGAAAAACCAUUUAGUUGUUCAGUUUGUGGCAACAGCUUUUCUCAAAAUGGCUCUUUGACUCAACACAUGAAAACACACACAGGAGAAAAAACAUUUAAGUGUUCAGUUUGUGGCAAAAGCUUUUCUCGAAAAAGCAUUUUGACUAAACACAUACGAAUACACACAAGAGAAAAAACAUUUAAUUGUUCAAUUUGUGGCAAACGCUUUUCCCAAAAUAGCCAUUUGACUGAACACAUGAAAACACACACAGGUGAAAAACCAUUUAAUUGUUCAAUUUGUGGCAAACGCUUUUCUCAAAAUAGCCAUUUGACUGAACACAUGAAAACACACACAGGUGAAAAACCAUUUAAGUGUUCAGUUUGUGGCAACAGCUUUUCUCGAAAUAGCCAUUUGGCUGAACACAUGAUAACACACACAGGAGAAAAACAUUUUAAUUGUUCAGUUUGUGGCAUAAGCUUUUCUCAAAAUAGCUAUUUGACUCAACACAUGAGAACACACACAGGAGAAAAACCAUUUAACUGUUCAGUUUGUGGUAAAAGCUUUCCUUAUAACAGCUCUUUGUGUCGACACAUGAGAACACACGCUGGAGGAAAACCAUUUAGUUGUUCAGUGUGCUGUAAAAGGUUCACACAUAAUACAGACGCAGUAAAACACAUAAGAACACACAAAGGAAAAUAACCAAUUAGCUGUUUAGUUUGUGGUAUGUUGCUCAUAUGUGGCGACAUCCACCCUACCCAGGACCUCCUCACUGCUUCUUUCACAAAUAUCUGAGGUAUUCAUACAAACUUGGAUUAUUUGAAGCAUAGUCUUAUCUACUCAUGACCCCAUGUCUUCUCUGUAUCUGAAACCUUCCUGAACAGUAAGAUAGAUGAUGCUUCAAGUGCUUGGUUAAGCUUUCUUCAGUCCAGGGACCUGGGGCCUCAUGUGUCAAGUUUGUGCACGCUCAAAAACCUGCACUACACCCUUUUUCACUGCAAAGUUGAGAUGUAUCAAAACUGACGUUGAUGCAUAAGUUAUGCUGGGUAACAGUUCCCACAAUGGACCACAAUGGAAACAAGCCUUUUGGCUUUUUGUGCCAUCAAUUUUUAAAGCAUUACAUGGAUUCAAUUCUUUAAGAUGUCGAUACACUUUUCAAUCAAUCAAUCAAUCCCAUAAAGUGCCAACUUUUGACCUCAGACUGAUUGAUGUGCAAAUCAAAGACAUGUGAACAAUUAACGCCCACCUCCCUCGACAUUCGGGCAUAACAGGUUCAAUUUGGCCCGUGAGAUGAGUUUGUUAUGACAGAAACUGCUGUUCUAAAUUCGUCCACUGGAUGUCGCAAUUUUAAUUCUGUUAGGCAAGCAAAUAGUUUGUUUCUGGGUGAGUUAGUAUGUCAAGCAAGAG